CGACAACCUUUCUUGGGACAGAUGCUCGAGCUGGCUUGUACUGCCCCCCCUCCGCUUUCUCGACCGUGUCCUUUCCGGCUUCUACCAUCAUGACGGGUGCUAUCGCUACGUCGCGCUACAGCCGUGACGACUUUGAGACGGCUUCCAUUCGCUCUGCUGCGCCUUCUUAUGUUUCGGAAGCGCCCUCUUACCACUCGAUCAACCCGUUUCCCGAGGCUGUACCGCCGUAUUCUCCUCCAGUCAGAAAUACAGCCGCACCCCGAACAACGUCUCUCGUUCCUCAUAGCAGCGGAACCUCUACUCCCACCAACCGCCAGCGGACGAUCGGUCUCCCUCCUGUGCCCGCUGCUCCUCUGCGAUCCGUGCCGAACCUGAACAACUUCCGCAUCGCAACAUGGUCCUCGGUCACCAGCAACCCUGCUGCUCGACACUACCAUAAUGUUGCUCAGCGUCGGAUGACUGCUCAGACACGCGAUCCAGUGGACAGCCUUCGUCGAGUCAUGACCGACCUCACCGAGCAAGACCAGCAGCAGGGAAAUACCACCCGGCCUCUGGAAGAUCCGUACUUGGUUGGUGAAGUCGCCGCGGCGAGGGCACGCCAGGAGAGAAUCGCGCGCGAGUCGGGAGACGACAUCCUUUUGCGCGAGGACCGCCAGUGGGACUGGUUCUUAGCUCGAAUGAAGGACUCGGACGAGCGAGAGCGGAACUGGACCAGGUUCCGCCGUGACGUGGAGGUGGGAAGCCGUAAAAAGCUCCUGCGCCGUAUCGGUGGUCGCCGUUUGAUGUGAUUCCGACUUCUCUCUCUCUCUCAUCUUUCCCUUGGCAUCUUUCCUCAUGUUAGGUAUCUUCCCUUCCUUCCACGGGUCUCAUGAUUAUCGUCUUCUUCUCUUCUCGCCGCGCUGGGACGCUGCUGCUGUGUCGGAGUCGACGUUUGCCGGUUGCAUCUGAAACGACAUUGCCGCAUUUUCCUCGGCGUUUGAUCAUCUAGAUUGGGUCCUGGAUGACGCAUGACAUGGGAACACAGGGUUCUCUGGCUUUUGAUUAUGAGCUCCAAAUGACGGCGUAAAUGGGAUCGUCGCAGGCAUUUCCUCUUCUUCUUCCUUGUCACUCAUUCCACACAUAGGGCUCUGAGGCUUUCGAUAGGCUGGAACAAUUAGGUAGCUCAACCAAAUGGACUUUC
Molecule: messenger RNA, 1180 nt
Organism: Fusarium vanettenii 77-13-4
Lineage: Eukaryota; Fungi; Ascomycota; Sordariomycetes; Hypocreales; Nectriaceae
Exons: 3
Coding region: 90-788 (232 amino acids)
Source: RefSeq, a predicted model, not a curated record